Cynocephalus volans (Philippine flying lemur) is the source of this 773-nucleotide messenger RNA. RefSeq names its product sperm acrosome developmental regulator (gene SPACDR). The record is from RefSeq and is a predicted model, not a curated record. The coding region runs from base 14 to 607 and encodes 197 amino acids. The transcript is spliced from 3 exons. Lineage: Eukaryota; Metazoa; Chordata; Mammalia; Dermoptera; Cynocephalidae.
GAAAACUGUGGUCAUGAGGUUCUUCCGAUGGGUUAGGAGGGUUUGGCAAAAGUUUACUUGCUGGGUUUUUGGCUGGAGACACAAAGCUAAGCCACCCAUUUUGGGACACUCUGGCUCCAAGAAAUCUGCAUUGAAGGGGGUGGAGAAGACUCCCAAGGUGGUUGAGACUUUCAAGUUGGUUGAGUGCCCCACAGAGGCUAAGCUCCCCCACACGGAUGAGUCCCCCAAGGAGGCUGAGCCCUGCGUGACGGAGUUGGAGCUGGGCCAUGAGUGCCAAUCCCUGCUGUGGCUGCCCCGGACAGCUGUCCAGUCUGUCUCCACGCUCAUGGUCUCUGCCCUACAGACCGGCUGGCAGCUGUGCAGCUGGAAGUCAUCUGUGAGUUCUGCCUCAAUCGCCUCCCAAAUGAGGACCCGGUCCCCAUUGGACACACCGGAGGCUGAAAUGCUGCGGGAAGUGUAUCUGGUGCUAUGGGCCAUUCGGAAACAACUGCGCCAGCUGGUCCACAGGCAGGAGAGGCACAGACGGAGGCACCGGAGCCGGACCCACACCGUCCCACAACCUGACCCAGUUCAGUCCCUGAAACAGGAUGCCCGAAGUCCCCUCUAGGGGAGCACCACAGAUCAUCAGAAAGCCCCAACCUGACUCUUAGGUAAGGUUGAUAAAAGGGGUCAGAGCAGCAGGCCAGAAGUUGUAGGUGAGAAGAUGUUUUCAUACUGUCACCUCUCAUCAGGAGUCCAAGGCCAGGACUGGGGUCCCACAUACUCCCCUUCAU